AUGUCCCCAAGGCCUGCAAAAAGAGUAAUUGCUACCAAACAUACCUUAGACAGUUUCAAAGGCUUCCUUCACUUCGAUUUAUCUGCAGUGAGAAUUACUUCUCCGACAUGUGAAGGUGUGGAAUGUUUGGAUUUCUUGGUUUUACAACUUCUUUUCGUUUCUUACCAGUCUUUUAACCAUUUGCAUGUUUCGACUAACUCAAAUCCUUCUUUAGCUGUCGAAAGGAAGGUGUUGAAGAAAGAAAAACCUGUGGCGAAGGCUAGUUCGACUACUGCUUCCAAGCCAACUACCUCUUCGAGCCAGGGAGUGCCUUCUGGUGCCGCUCCAGAAAAAACGAAGAAGGGUUCAAAGGGUAGUGGCAAGUCUCCCUUGACACCCAAGAAAAGAAAAACUCCUCCUACUAAUGUCAUUCUUGUCGAAGAUGAUGAAGAGGAUACUCCUCCUACUCCACUCAAGAAGAAACAGAAGAAACGUAAGGCCACAGUUGCCCCUUUCCAACCAAAUCAACAACAGGGUGUCGAAACCACCACUCUCCCUCCUCUUCCAAAGAAAACUCCAUCCCAACCUUCUAGUGCUGCAAAGCUGGAGCGUAUUGGGAGCAAUGCCUCCGAUCCAGAGGUUCAACAGGACAAAGCCACCACUCCCCUCAUUUCUACUGACAAUCAAAGCGAUCCUUCGAGCGACAUGAAUCCAUCUCCUCCUCCGACAGUCAGCGGUGCUAUCCGAAACAAAGGCUUUUCGACUAGGGCUCACAAUCUUAAAGAAGAUAACGCUCAGAACGAAGAAGAAACCUCUUCCCCUGGUGAAGAUGGUAAAAGGGAUUCAAAGCGCGUUGACGAGAAGGACUCAACAGGGAAAGAAAACUCUGAGAGUACUCCUAGUGAUUCUCCUACCAGGGUUGUGUUCCCUUCAAAUGAUGCUGAUGAGGACGAUCAGGAUUCAGAUGAAAUUGAGGGGUAUUUUCGAGAAGAUGAAGACAUAAAUAUGGGAGAAACUGAUGCUGAGGGGAAUCAAACUGGAACUAGUAAUGCCAGCGUCGAUACCGUCUCAAAUCCCACUAAAGUUCGACCAUCCAUCACCCAAACUUCACCCACAUCACUUACUGAGGAAGAGAAAAGAUCUUUAAAACAAAUGAUCCCCUUAAGUAUGUGA
Lathyrus oleraceus (garden pea) is the source of this 1152-nucleotide messenger RNA. RefSeq lists its product as uncharacterized. Lineage: Eukaryota; Viridiplantae; Streptophyta; Magnoliopsida; Fabales; Fabaceae. The transcript has 4 exons. Bases 1 to 1152 code for a protein of 383 amino acids. The record is from RefSeq and is a predicted model, not a curated record.